This is a messenger RNA of Mercenaria mercenaria, 2299 nucleotides long. RefSeq lists its product as uncharacterized. The transcript is spliced from 2 exons. The record is from RefSeq and is a predicted model, not a curated record. Lineage: Eukaryota; Metazoa; Mollusca; Bivalvia; Venerida; Veneridae. The coding region runs from base 239 to 1705 and encodes 488 amino acids.
AAAUCACGGCCGAGCGCUCCGGUAGUUUAAUAAAAUCUGGCAAGCAGUCGCGUCUAAAAAAGGGCGUGAGUGGGUGCCAAAUUAAACGAGCCGCAAUUAAGACACUUGAAACAAUAGCACAAACUAUCCGCGGAAUUUUGAACCACUCCAGUUUAAGAAACCUAAUAUUCUUGUACAAAGUUGGAGUUACUUGUGCAAACUAACAAAAAAAAAGUUUUUUCAGGAUAUUUAAGAGAAGAUGGACGAAGAUAUGGAGCAAGAUGUUAGAAAGGUUCCCCCACUUCUGAAGAUCAGAGACAUCUAUCUGUUGGACGACACUCUGACCUUGUGGCGACCUUCCCAUGAUGCACGUCAGUACUAUCUCAUCUCCGGAACUUUAAAAACUGACCAACUUUCACCAGUCCUGCAGACGUACUACACAAAAUUUGAUUGCGUCACAAGCAUUCUUACGUUUGACGAUGCUGUACCAAUUUUUGCGAGCCAAAGCACAACUUUGCAGGCUACGGAUGACUACAGUGUGCUCAGAGACUAUCACAUGAUACGAGGACUCUGGUUCAAACCCGACUUGGAAGAACGCCUCGGACCUGAAGAGCAAACGUCGCUUGGUAACAUCAAACUAGCUAUACCCCUUUCACAUGACGAGAAGGAAAGUAUAUUCACAAAUAUGAAUAUUUAUUUUCUAGAAGUUUUAGAUUACCCCGCAGAAGACAAAUCAGUGUCGAGACUUUUAAUUACUAAGACAGUGCACGAGGAAUUUGAGAAAUAUGACAUAUUUAAACCUGGAGGACCUGUGCAUAUGGUUAAAAAUCAGGAUGAAACAGAUGCAGAGUUAGAGAUAUAUUAUCUGCGUGAGUGCUUCAACUACGCAGGCCGGAAAUGGCGUCAUGAGGUCGAGUUCAUGUUGGAGGAAGAUCCGUGGCCAAUGUGUAAAAUAAUCCCUGUGAACAACUACUGCAGGAAACGUCCAAGGAUCACUGUUAUACGAGAUAUCAGCUCGAGUCUCCCAUGCCGGUACAUGGGUGCAACAUGGCGGGACACGUUGGCGGGGUUGUUCGUCUGGUCAUUGAGAACGUAUCUCGUCUGGUUAGUCUUUGAACGCUUACAUGACAAAGUCAAGCACGCGCUGAACUUGGCAACCACUCAUGUCAACAUCAAGGACAUUAUUCACACAGAAUGUCCAAUGGUGUGUAGGGACAUGUUUCAAACGUACGAUUCGCUGUCAACUUUUAUUGCCAAAUGUGAAAACGAACAGGAUCUCCGAGAUCUCUUAGGUAUAUUCCUUUCUCUCCACUGCUGCGAAAACGGAAAUUGUUCCCUGGUUUCUCUGAAGUCAUUGAACGCUGCGCAGGUGCUUCCUGGGAUAUUGUAUCUGCUGGAAAAAACGAUCGCGUGCGCAUCUCCGCAGUUCCGGUACGAGAUCACGUCAACCGUCAUGCCCUGGUCUAUCAUGGGAUACUAUUGUUCCGACCUAAAGAUAAAAAGUCACCGCAAAAUGGUGAUUUUUAUAAGUCAACUGCCGGGAAUCAACACAGACCUUGAGGGAAGACCUGGUUCCCCGAUGUCAAACGGGGCUUUUAGUUCGGGAUACAGCAGUGCAGCCGUCACACCAAGGUCACUGUAUGGAAGUCCGUUUAGGAAACGAUCCUAUUCCAGGAGUUCACAGCAUUCUUCAGUUUCAAGUACAGACUUUCCAAUGUCGCCAUAAUGCGGAAAUGACGUAUUUAUUACUAAAACACAAUUAUCUAGCCCGCAUAAAGAAUAUUAACAUAUCAAAUGAAGAAAAAAGACAGUGGAUAUUGAUUAGAAUAUCGGAAUCGGAAUACAUUGUCGCUAAAAUGGCAAAAAAAAAUAAGAAGACAAAUCGCAUUCGUUGUCACAUAUUGAUAAUCGCUUUUGAAACUUUUACAUGAAUGAGGUAGUACAUCACAGUAUGUAAUUACGUUUCAAUAAACUUAUCCAGCAGAUGCCCAUGAAACAUUCUUUACUGAGGUUCAAAAGAGAUUGUGAACUUGGCCUUUAAUUAACGUGACAUGAUAAAAACUGAUUAAUUUCAAAGGAUGUACACAGCAUUUUUGGUAUAAUUUCUUCAACGUUCGGUUGACAGUUCUAUAAAAGCCGGCACUACAAAUUUUACCAAAAGCCAACAAGUUAUUAUAUACAAUGUAUAUUUAAUGACGUGCGUUCAUUUGCCAGUAGCUUAAGUAUCAGUUGAAUUUCUGUAAUUUCAAGUCGAAGGCGCCCGUCCUAAAUUUUACUGAAACGCAAGGGGAAAAUAUGCAUACAUGUUUCUUGGACCAUU